CAAACUCGGCGGCCAGUGCCGAGCUGAGGCCGCCCGCCGGGAUGGGGGGGAAGAUGCCCGCCCUGAGGGGACGGAGCCUCUGGGGCGCUCGGACGACCUGGGCAGCGCUGGGCGCCAACUUGGCGCAGGACUGCGAGCGGGGAGCGGGCGAGCGCCCAGGAGAGGAGCAGCUGAUCUCUGAUAGCUUGACUCUGAUAGAAAAUGUCAAAACUUCACUCUUGUUGAAGAAUGCCUGGAGGAAUUGACUGUAGUGGAAAGCUGAAUGCUGCUGAAAGCUGUCAGCUGAAGAAACUUUAGAUCUAGACUGUUCGCCAAAAGGAACAGCUGCCAGAGCAAUUUUUUCCUUACUGACGUGUUGGCAUGCUUUAGUUGCAGACUUCUUAAUUUGAAAGAGACAGAUAAGGAGAAGUAACGUGCAUGUGGACAAGAGAGAGGAAUUCCAUCUGCAAAGUGGAAGUUCUUUCUCAGUGAAAACUUGGUGACAAUCCUCCAGGGAAACUGAUUUCUCUGGAUACCAAAGCUCAAAACACAGUAUCAAUGUCAUCAUGAUGCUUGAACAUCUGUAGCUAACUAGAAGAUUUAGAAAAGAAAUUCAUCAUGGCUUAGUUGGCUUGACCUUUGGAUAAUUUAUAAUGUCCUCUGGAACCAGUAUCAGCAAAAACCAGCAGGCUCCAAGCCUGCAGGGUGUUGACCCAGAAACAUGCAUGAUAGUGUUUAGAACGCACUGGGCACAGGUUCUGAAAAUCUUAGAGAAGCAUGAUCCUUUGAAAAACACUCAGGCAAAGUAUGGGGCAAUUUCACCUGAUGAGGCCAGCACUGUUCAGAAUUAUGUGGAGCACAUGCUUUUCUUAUUAAUUGAGGAGCAAGCAAAGGAUGCCUCAAUGGGGCCUAUUCUGGAGUUUGUGGUCUCAGAAAACAUCAUGGAGAAGCUUUUUCUUUGGAGCUUACGGCGCGAGUUCACUGAUGAGACAAAAAUCGAGCAACUGAAAAUGUAUGAAAUGCUAGUAACCCAAUCUCAUCAGCCUUUGCUGCAUCACAAGCCCAUCUUGAAGCCUUUGAUGAUGUUACUAAGUUCCUGCUCAGGAACAGCCACUCCAACAGUAGAAACAGAACUGGUUGUCCUCUUGAACCAGCUCUGCUCAAUAAUAGCCAAAGAUCCCUCCAUUUUAGAACUGUUUUUCCACACCAGCGAGGACCAAGGAGCUGCCAAUUUCCUCAUAUUUUCUCUGUUGAUUCCCUUCAUCCAUCGGGAAGGAACAGUAGGCCAACAGGCCCGUGAUGCACUGCUUUUCAUAAUGUCUCUGUCUGCAGAAAACAACGUUGUUGCAAACCACAUAGCAGAAAACACCUAUUUUUGCCCAGUGCUAGCAACAGGAUUAAGUGGCCUCUAUUCAUCUUUGCCUACAAAGCUGGAGGAAAAAGGAGAAGAGUGGCACUGUCUGCUGAAAGAUGACUGGCUGUUGUCACCAGCCCUUGUACAGUUCAUGAAUUCCCUUGAAUUUUGCAAUGCUGUGAUACAGGUGGCACAUCCCUCAAUACGUAACCAGCUUGUGAAUUACAUUUACAAUGGAUUUCUGGUGCCAGUAAUGGCUCCUGCGCUCCAUAAGGUGACUGUGGAAGAAGUGAUGACUACUACUGCAUACCUCGACCUUUUUUUGCGUAGUGUUUCAGAGCCAGCCCUCCUCAAGAUUUUCCUCCGUUUUAUUUUGCUGCACCGACACGAGAAUGUCCAUAUCCUUGAUACACUUACUAGCCGAAUCAACACACCAUUCCGGCUCUGUGUGGUCUCCUUGGCAUUGUUCAGAACGCUCAUUGGCUUGCAUUGUGAAGAUGUGAUGUUACAGCUAGUUUUAAGAUACCUGAUCCCAUGUAACCACAUCAUGUUGAGCCAGCGGUGGGCUGUGAAAGAGAGAGACUGUUACUCUGUAUCUGCUGCAAAACUGUUGGCCCUGACACCAGUCUGCUGCUCCACUGGGAUCACCUUGACACUUGAAAGCCAAGGAAAAGAUUAUAUUCUGUGGACAAAGGCAACACAAGCUAGAGAUCCUGGUAGACGCUCUUCUGAAUCUACUUGCAUUGUGGAAUAUGGAAGAGCUGUGGACAUCAGUUACCUGCAGUACCUGGGGGAAGCUCAAGAAGCCAUCCUCCAGUGCCUGAAAGAUUGUAAGGUUUGGUCUGCCUUAUAUGAUGGAGUAAACCCCGAUCCAGACACCUUUAUCCAAACACUUGCCGAGGAGAACAGUACAGAUGUGGAACACCCCAUGUUUCGGCUCCAGCAAAGGACACCUAGUGUGUGUAGCUCCUCUCAAGUGACUCCAUUUGGAGAGAAGAUGCAGUUGGAGCUAGAAUGGGAUGAUAGCUAUGACACAGGGAUUUCUCCUGGUUCUGAUGUGAGCUCACCACAACCGUAUGAUGAUCUGGGAAGCACAGAGAUGCAGCCACCUGCAGAGCCACCAAAGCACAUUCAAGAAAUGAAAAAAAAUGCCAUCAUGCUCAUCAAAGGAUCUUACAUAGAGGAAUCAGACUUUCAGGAUGAUGUUAUGGUUUACAGGUUAUGUGCCCAGAAGGAUACUCAAGAUGAUGACAACUCCAAGGAGGAAACUUUAAAUGCAGCCAGAGAGCAUGAGGUCCGAAGCCAGACUGUGGCCAAUGGGCCUCUUGAAAAGAGCCAGCUGGAAACGGACUUGGAUGAGCACAGUAAGAGAAAUUCAAGCUUGACUCAGGGUGUAAUGAAAGAACAAUUAAACCAGAAAAUGAUUGAGAUCGAUCCACAGCCAGACUUAGAGUUGAAGCUUUCUCCUCAGGAGGCAGAUCGUAACUUAAGUGUAAGACUGCUGAGCACAGAUGGUGAGGAUUUCAUUGCACAGUAUGACAGAAUUAUUAAGGAACUGGAUCCAAACAGUGCAAGCUUGGAGGAGCAGAAGUUGGAUACUUCUGACCCUGUCUGUCCUGCAGAUGAGGAGGAUGACUUUGAGAAUUUCUCAGUAGACACACCUUCUGCAGAGAGCGUGUCAUCUCCCUUUGGACCAAAGGAGGAUAUCUCUCCCAAGCACGCUGCAAGGAGCCAGAGCGCUCCAUUUACAGGACCAUUCAUCAGCGUAGUGUUGUCGAAGCUGGAGAACAUGCUGGAGAAUUCCUUGCAUGUAAAUUUGCUGCUUAUUGGGAUUAUUACUCAGCUGGCAAGUUACCCACAGCCUCUUCUUCGCUCCUUUCUGCUCAACACCAACAUGGUGUUUCAGCCUAGUGUGCGGUCACUUUAUCAGGUGCUGGCAUCUGUGAAAAACAAAAUCGAACAUUUUGCUUCCAAUGAAAAAGACUUCCCAGGUCUUCUCCUGGAGGCCCAACAGUACCUGCUUUUUCGUGUGGACAUGUCUGAUGCUGCAGAAGAAUUGCUAACCAAAGGUAAUGUCCAGCACAGCAGCAACACAGGUAAAGGAAGGAACCUGUCUGAAGCUUACCCAGCUGUAUUCCAGCCUUUCCUGGGACAGAAAGGAAAGAAAGGCCUGGCUCAUCCCGACCUUCCCGCACACGUGAGGAAUGCCGUACUGGCAGCUGCCCUUUUCCCAGAGUUCCUGAAGGAGCUGGCAGCUCUGGCCCAGGAACAUUCAAUUUUAUGUUACAAAAUACUGGGGGAUUUUGAGGAUUAUUAUUAGUGGGUUUUUUAAAUGUCUUUUUAAAAAGCUUUUGGAGUUUAAACAGUUUUUUAAUGCAGAGCUGCUUACCAAGGAAGGUUGUACUUCAAUAUUUCCUGAAAAUACUUGAUUUGGAGGGGGAAGAAGGAGGCAAAAUGUUAUUCCCUGUUACCUUAUGUUAGGCCUUAUAAUUUCCCUCUGUGCUACAUAACUUAUUUUAGACGUUCCUGAUACUGCUGUUACUGCAGCUUCCUACUUUAUCUCCUCCUCUUUACAUGGCCACCCUUCUUUAGUGUCACUGAUUCCUGUCGAAUGUCUUCAAUAGACACUUGUAGGUCGGCUAAGGGAGGCAAACACUUCAGCCUUUUCUGUUCCAAAAAUAUUCUUCUGGAUAACUUAUUAGAAGACGGUUUGGAAAAACAUUGCCCCGUGGGGACAGUUGAGAGUAUAAAGCUACACACAAACCCUCUUUCUGUGAAGGGCUGUGCUUCUUCAUGUCCUUGUCCUCUUUGCCCCUUCCUUUCCUUUUCCCUGAAAUGGGGUUCUUUCCGGUCCGGAUCUGAAGCCCUCUUCUUAACUAGCGGCUCAGGUUUUUUGAAUUCAAGUGUUCUUAUGUGUCUUAAACCCCUGACUAGCUGAAAGCAGGUGCUGGACCCUACACAUACCGUAUUGCCUUGUGUUGCAGACAGAUCUGCAGCUAUCAGCUGUUGGUCUUUGAAGUCAAAUGAACUGUGUAAGUGGAUGUGGAUUGCAGACUGCCUGGAAUUUUCCUUGCAGUUUCUCAGCAUUCUUUGAUAACUACUGCAUUGCUACCUAAGCUCUUCGGCAUGCCUUAUUUAGUAAGAUUUGCACAAAGUACAGAACAAAAUGUUUCUAUGCAAGCUGUAAUUAGUAUGUAGCUUGUUUUUAUGCUUAUUUUAAUAAGCUAAAGAAAGGUAUUCAAUACCUUUCAGUAGUAUUAAAAGGACAGCAGGCUCUUUUUGUGUGUGUGUCUUUUUUUUUUUUUAAUGAAAAAGGUUGGCUUGCUCCUGAAAGCUGUUCUGUUUUAUUGUUAAUUUUUUUGGUUAAGGGAAAGUUAAAUGCUGUUUGUUUACUUUUAAUUUAGGUGUUGACUUUUCCUAAUAUUGCACUUUGGGGAUGGUGAGGGGAAGACCAGACUAUUCACCAGCUGCAGAAAAAGGAAUAACAGGGAAAGCUGUCUGCUGGUGACUAACUGCUUGAGAAAAUUCUCUUCUGUGAGUAAUGGGCUUCAUUAGAAGAACGCAAACAUGAUGAAUUGGUGCAUCACCUCUGCAUUUCAUCUUAUCUUAGUAGCAUAAUGGUGCUUCCAGUGUGCUGUAGUUGGCUCCAUAAAGAGGGGCUUAGUUCAUGAAAGCCUUAAACCCCUUUCUUUGUCCUGGAACGAAACUAACAGUGACUCCAAGAAAUCUGAAGAAACAGAAGUGAGAAAUAACACUUGCAAACAUUAGUUCUCCUACUCAUUGUAAUUCCGUAAUGUGGGAUGCUCCAGUUAAUAGCAUCCUGAUUUUGAAACACACUUUCUUAGAGACUGCAAGGGAAAAGAACACUUUAAAAACAAAGACGCUCCAGAAGAGUCUAAUUUGUUACAGGUCAAAUUCCACAGCAAUCUGCAGUGUAAUUUAAACUUCUGAAUCCUUUAGAUGCUUCUUAAAAGUUGUACUUUAAUCUACAAGCUGUGAGACGCAUUCAUUGUCUCAGACUGCUGUAGGUUAUUCCAAGGAAAAAAAAAAAAUAUCCCAAAGUGUACCUCUAACAAAAUCCCCUCAAGAACUCCUCGGGGUCUGUCUUUGCUUGUUUGCUGUACAGUCUUCACAUCCACGAUAGCUGGGGGUCAUGUUGCUUGCUAGCUGACUUGCUGGUUUGCUUUCAAUUCUAACUUGUUUUUUUAGGCACCAUUUCAUUGCCAUCCUGUAAAUCACCUGCUGCCCUCGACGUGGCCCUGCUUCACCUUGCAAGCUUCCUUGGAAGCUGAAGCCAAGGCUGCAGAUUUUUUCGUAAAUCUUAGUUAUCUGGGUUUAAGAGAGCUCCUUCUUGUCCCCCUGCAUUGUUGCGAAUGGGCGAUGAGAAAAUCAAGGUUUGGUUUGUUUCGUUGUGUAAAACUUGUCCUAGGACAUGGUGGGUUCUUUCCCCACUCCCCCGCUCCUGCUCCCACUAUUCCCAGUAGUGCUGUCUUCCGUGCUGUACUCGCAGGCCUGGCCUGAGGGGGUUCACUAGUGUUGGGCAUAGAAAGUAUUUUAGCAUUUUGGAUUCAGUGUCAGUGCUUGCUCCGCUCCUCACCUCUUCUGGUAGGAACUUUACGUGAGCAAAAGGAAAAGUACCAAAUACGUGUGAGCAGCUAACUCUUAGUGGUUCAGAAAUAAGUGCUAAAUUGCAGAAGCAAUCCAAUCCUUUUUCUGAAGGACUUUUUAAAAAGGAAUGAAAAAAAAAUACUUUUUUAAAAUAAAGAAUUCUGCAGACCAGUGGUCAAGGAAGUCAGUAAGGUCACUAUGUGAACGCUCCCUUCCCUUGUUUUUAUUCUAAAAUUAGAAUCUUUAUUUACUGGGUAGAAAGGAUUUUUUCUGAGAUUGUUAAUUUUAACUGGUGUUUUCAACAAAUGUACAAAGUCAUGGCAGUUUUGUCUCAGCAGGUCUCUUAAGCUACGUGGGGAUUUUAAAAUGUGGAAUGCUCAAAAAAGCAUCUUCAAAUUUGAGGAAGGGGAGGAUUUACCUCAUAAGCUGUGGUAGAGCUUAUGCUCUGCAUCCGGCAGAAUGAAUUCAGCCUUUGAAAUCUGGAAUCAUGUGGAAGGACUUCUUGCUGAAAGGUCAGAACUGUGUGUGUACGCAGUGUCCCCUCGUAACCAAGAAACCUGUCUGUCAGCUCCCCGAAAGGAAGAGGCGGGUGAGUGCAGUGACCCUGGGUCGGGGCUGUAAAAAUUGCCAUCAUGUGUGUAACUUUCUGUUACUGGGUUCCUGAGCGGCAUCAGACUUGUAGCCACGUCUUAGUUGUGAUAGUAGCAUAAUGCCCAGCACCCAGCAAAAAUAUACUGGCAGGAAUUGCAUCUUCAAAACGUAGAACCUGUGAUAUGGCUUGAAAAUGUUGAUCUUUGAGAUUAAUCGCCUGCGUAUGUGUAAGUUCUUCAGCCAAAUGUUUGUUUAAUAAGCAUCUUCCCUCCGAUUAGAUAAUAUGUUACCCUGUCUUUACCAAUGAUACAUCUUUUCCAAAAACCCCCUAAAUGCCUGUGGUCCAAGCAGUGAUGCAGCCAGUAGGCCCUCAGAGGACACAACAUUAUGCUGCUUUUUCCAAGAGUAAGGAAGUGCUCCACGGUCCGGAUUCACUGCACUCGGCGCAUGCGUGUGUGAUGAGAGCAGUCCCUCCUUGGUGCAGUGGCUCAGCACCACUCACAAACAAAGUGUCUUGGGGUUGGCAGGCCUAUUCCAACACCUGCAGGUGGUGGCUCAGUGCUACCAAAGUUAAUUUCCAGUCUCCUGCUAGAUGUUUCAAACUGGGAGUGCCACAUUUCUAAUGAUGUAGCCUUUGAGUGUGUUCUUAAGCUGUUCUGCUGUAGCAAGGGAUCUUUCCGGCAACUUCAGUCUGCUAUAUUUUUUUGCAACCUACCUAUAAAGUGAACGGCUAGUCUUAAAACAGUUGUAGUCAUUCUCUUUUACCUUUGGCCGUUUUUGGAUGCCCUGUGGGUCAGUCUCAGCACACAUGCACGUACGGGUUGUGUUCACUGGGGCUACUGCGCUCGGCAGCUUACGUUCAAAACAGUAUCACCCUUUGCAUGUGCUGAUCUUGGGACGUGUACAGCGGCAGUUCAUGGGCUGUGUUGUUGGCCCUACUUACAGCCUUUUUAUUAUUGUAUUCUAGGCGUUUUUCUUGAAUUUGAUCUUUUCCAUGUGUGCCCUAAAGAAAAAGACGGUAUUUCAAACCGUUGUUGAUCAAGUUGUUGGUGGUGUAGUUUCAGAUGGGACAGAUGUGCUACCUCUUCUGUCCCGGUAACUUCCUGACCUUGGUUUGGAAGAAGAGAAAUGAGAGCUUUGGUUCUCAGCUGUAUUCCACGGAGGUGAGAAAAUUCCCAGUAGCAGGCUCGGGCUGUCCCUCCCACCAGCACACCCAGAUACAUCCUUCAGAGCAUCCAGUUCAUAAAUUACUUAUUUCCUCUUUCACGAGGGUUUGUCACUAUGUAAAAAGUCUGAUGAAUUCAGUGGUGUCGUGCUGCCACACCUGCUUUGUGCAUUAGCCUUUCCAAUGCAGUGUGAUUUUUUUGUAAGAUCGGUACACUUCCUGGAAUGGGAGAAGACGCGGUGUGAUUGGGGUGGACCGUGGACAUCGGCAGGGGCUGUGCUUUGGAAAGGGAACAGGACAGGACAGGCAUGUUUCUGUCACCAGAGCCAUUCUCGCUGCUCUUUGGCCUGGGCACAAUGCCCAAGGGGUCUGUUCGCUCCUUCAGAGAAAAACAUUUGCAAACAAACUUACUGCAUCCCACAGAGUCCAAGGGUUUAAGUUCAAGAGGUUAAGUUCUAUUUACCAAGAGGAGUAUACUGUCUAGCACAAGGUGUAUGCAUUCACUACCCUUUUGUACACUCUGCUGUUGCCUCACAGAAUGUUUCAUGCUUCAGGAAGGUUUUUAAGCUCUAUAAGCGCUAAAAAUCUCAGGGCUGGGAAGAAAGGAUGGGAGCGGUGUGAUUUGGUGCCGUUAAAUUAUGUCAUUGUAUCAUUUGAAUUUGUAGCCACAGCUCCUGUUUGAGGGCAGCUUGAUUUAAUAAGCAAUUUACUGUGCUGUAUUUACUGAAAUUGCUAUGUCAUGCCUGCAGUUUUUAUGAUGGCUCCUAUCACAUUUGUAACAUUUAAACCGCAGCUGCGGUUGCGAGUAGAAUAUUGGGAUUUUCCUCUUUCUUUUCUUAACUCAGAUAGCUCUGGCACAGUACAGUAACGUUGCUGUGUCCAGAUCAGAUUUAGAUAAUUACAGUAUGUUCUUCCUUGCAGCUUUUGAGCAUUAUCAGUAGAAACGGAGGGUACAUGACACCCAGGCUGCUUGCGUUAAUGAGCAAACCAAAGGUAAAACACCACAGGUGAGCAGGGGGCACUUGCCUCUUUGUAAGAAUUUAUGUUUGUGUUGCUCUGAUUUACUGAGGACCAGAAAGAGAAAACUCGUAGCAAAUGUGAAAAAUGCAUAUGGCAGUGCGCUAUGGGAACUGUCCAAGUGGACAGCACUGCUACGUAAUGUUUUGGGCCAGGAGUGUGCAAAGGAGAGUGAAAAAAAAAAAGUGCUCCUUGUUAAGGUGGUGUCAGGCUUGCAUAAAUGGGUAUUUGGCUACUAUGAGGUGGUGCCAGCUGUCCGGCCGCAGACUGCGAUGCUAUUUCAGUGACUUUGUUGGCAGUGGAAGCCCAGCUCUGACUAGAUGUACUUUAUUUUUUAGAGGCCACCACCUUUUGUAAACAUGUUGUGGCUCAGCAUCAAUGCAUUUCAUUUGUUAUACGCCCGGUUGGAAGCCUCUUGAUUAUGAAUAGGAGCAUUACUUGGAUUCUCAAAUAUGUAGGUACUUGAAGUGGCAUUUUGCUGCUGACUGUGCAAAUCUUUUUGUUCAUUGAUUAUAAUGGUUCUUGUGUGGCAGCUGGAUUAAAUGAAGACUGAAGUCUCUGGGCUAAAAGCCCUGAUGGAACUUUUGUGCAAAGGCUGCAUUUUUCAACCAAGUAACUUUCUCUGGCACGUCGGCAGACUGCCCGCAUACAAUUACCUCUCAUGGGCUAAAUACCUGCAAACUUACAUUUCUGACAAAGCCAAUGCCACAGCAGCUGUGUUUUAUUGCUGCGUACCUGAAAAAUAACUAGCUUGGAUUUAGACCAAAAAAUAACGUGGAUGAAUCAAAUCCAGGAGAACUUAACUGUGUCCAGCUCAGUGCCGCUGUGUCUGUUUGGCCAGAGCUCAGGCGAAAUGUCGUCUUGUGUCCCUCAAGGUGUCUCUCAGUGUCCAUGCACAGCUUGGGUUUGGAAACUCUGACCAGCGUCUGUCGUAAAACUCCAGAGUCAUUUUUUUGAGCUUCAGUGUGAAAAACCUCAUAGCCUCUAAGACCAGUCUGAAAACCUGGCCUCUCAAACUCAGUUACUCAGAAAGUAAAAUAUAACUUAACCGAUGGUUAUGCCUGGUUAGUGGGUGUAAGUUCUUUAGAUAAAGCUGUGGCUGAUGCGACCAUAUGUCUGCAGAAUCCUGCUUGGUGCUUACACAGCAUGCCUGCGCGUGGAGGGAGCGUUCCCCACGGCGAACCUGUUGGCCCUCAAGUGCUGCUGUUGGGAUUAGCUCCUGGUAGUACAGCCUCCGCAGCCGUGAGUACUGACCCAGCUCUAGGCCCUUCUCCAGGGGCUGUGAUGACCAGGCGAUGGAUGUGGGGUGAAAUAAUUGGCUGCCUGUGUACGUGCGGGAGUAACGUGGGGUCUGGCACAGCUGUCACCAGUCUCUUUUUGGGGAAAAGCCAGCAGGUGACAUGGAGUCAUUUGCGGGGUCCUGAGCUGGGCCUCACAUGGAGCCAAAGGGGAGAAACAGCAAAGGUCAGGGUUCCCUCUCCAGCUGUACGUACACAGCUGGUCAGCAAGCGCUGCAGAUGGUUGUGAACUGCCUGUCCACCCUCCGGGAGACCUUAAGGGUCUGGGACUAGGAUAGUCCUAGAGGGAGGACGUGGGCACUGCUCACUAGGGCCAUCGGGAGCGACCCAGCUCGGCCCAGGGGCUCCUCUAGGUGGAGUUCACAUGGGCCAUCACAAUGGGCACAAAAAGGUGCAGCAAAUCACAGGUCAAGAGAGCUUUUUUGUAUUUUCGUAUUUAUUUUACUGCCUUCCUUAUUAGCAAUAGAAUUUUACGUAUCUUCAUAUUACCUGAAAGUUUGCGGCUUCUGAGGGGAGAGGGAUGACUUCUGCUCAGCAGCCAACCCAAUGCAAGUGAGCUUCUAAGCAUCUGGGUCAACCAAUCUUGACCUCAGCUCUGCUCUAACUUGGUUUUACACGGCCAUGAUGUGAAGCAGAAUCCAAUGAACUCUGGAGUAUUUAUAAACAGCACGCAGGCACCAAGCACAAGAAGACCAGCAGCAUGCUACUCCAUCUCUCUCACGCGGUUUGAGAAAGGGAGAGUUGAGUGAAAACCCGAUUUGUUUUUCUUCACGUGAAAGAACCAAACCGUCUACAUGCUGAGCAUACACCCAGGGCCGUAGAUCACCGAGAAGGUGCCGCCGAGGUCGGUGGUUGUGAAAGUGUGUAGGCAGAGGGGUGCUCCUAGCAGAAAUGAGAACAUUUCGGUGCGUUGACACCCUGCCGCAGAAGUGGAGUGGAAAGAGGCCGCAGUGAAAUUGCAGUGUGAAUCCUCUAGCUGUAAAUUUUUUAGUUAAGGUUCCUAUCAUGUGCUUCUAUUUUUAACGCAGUUAAAAUUAAACUCUGCAGCCAAGGCUGAGCGCUAGAAAUUCUUUCUUCACCACUUCAGCAUUGCCAGCAUCUUUUUAGACAACUUUCUUCUCCUCUUCUGCAACCUCAUAUGUGGGAUACUUCAGCUGUACAGGAUAGUAAGGAUCAUCUCUCCACCCCCAGGAGUGACCUCUUAAAGGACUUCCAGCAACGAGCAGAUGAGAUUGUUGUGACAGUGUCUGGUGUCAGCUUUUAAUUUGUGAAGCAUUUUCCUCGGCCCUCUGUUCAUGGACGGUUGCUGCUGAAAAUCUGCACGAAACUGUCCUUAAUUCACCCUGCCUAAUGCUGUCGCACAGAUGGCAUCUGCGAUCAGUAGAUCAGGGAGCCCUGUUGUCGCUAAAUAAGAAUUGCAAGUUGGGGUCAAAGCCUCAGUCUCCAUUCUGGAGUUCCCAGCCUCACUACAGCCAUGCCGAGAGCUCCUGAUCUGCAAAAUGUUCCGACAUCAAACAGUUCAUAGGCUCUGCCUUUUAUCUUGCAGACCCACCUGUCCCACGGGGAUUUUUUUUUAUUAUUUGUCUUCAAAUAGCAGAUAUUAAAUUCCUUGAGGCGGCU
This is a messenger RNA of Falco peregrinus (peregrine falcon), 11632 nucleotides long. RefSeq names its product FHF complex subunit HOOK interacting protein 1A (gene FHIP1A). Bases 633 to 3653 code for a protein of 1006 amino acids. The record is from RefSeq and is a predicted model, not a curated record. The transcript has 16 exons. Lineage: Eukaryota; Metazoa; Chordata; Aves; Falconiformes; Falconidae.